This is a messenger RNA of Symbiodinium natans, 2307 nucleotides long. Lineage: Eukaryota; Dinophyceae; Suessiales; Symbiodiniaceae. The record is from the annotation of a GenBank genome assembly.
AUGUUCGAAGCUGCGGGCGCACACCAGUUCGACGACCUGCCCAAGCCUUCCACAAGCAUUCCCAGCACAAGUCGGCCUUCGCCGCGCCAUAGCCGGGGAUCUGAGAACUCGAACGGCCGGACCGGUGUGAACGGAGCCAGCCAUAAAAAGCAGAAGGAGGAGAAGGAGGAUGUUUCGCAAAAGCAUCUGGAGCAUGCCAAAACCGUGGAAAGCGAGUGGUCACAGAACGGCAUGGAGAUGGAUGCGGUGCGCACGGAGAUAUCUCACCCGCUGAAGUCUGGCCUGCAGCACCUGAGCGAAGAAGAGGCCAGAGCAAUCCGCCACAGAUUGCGUCUACGACUGGGAGCAUUGACGGCCAAGAAGCUUGUGUCAGGCAAAUCCUUGCAUGAUGCCUGCAGCUCUUUGGGUCUCACGCGCUACACCAUCGAGGAUAUGAAUGAGCUUGUCAACCUCUUGGCAGACUAUAUCGGUCUCACCUUCGACUCAGUGGAGAUUCCGACGGGCCGGCGGAUAAGUGAGUCGUCGAACAUGUUUGGCUUCCGCGAGAGUGCCAUGAACAGCCUGGGCAAGCCGGUAUGGCAAUGGCCCAGGAUGGGAGGAGGCCGUGACUCGCUCCAUCGAAGCGCAUCCCUCACCCCCUUUGCGGACAUGCCAGCACGUUGCCAUCUGAAUGUCGUCCCUGCGCAGCCCCUGAUGGACCUGUUCCUGGCACAGGAAGGCGAUGUUCAUCGAAAAGUUCUUGGACCGCGAAUGCUGAAGCAGUUCCAGGCCAUGAAAGAGAUCCUUCUGGCUGGCGACACAAACAGGCUCGUUGCGGAGCUGACCUUCGUCAGGAUCAACGACUUGGCGGCUCCCCCCGAGCCAAUGAACCUCCUCCUGUGCCUAGAGCCUCUUGUGGCAAUCGUCAUCAUCGCCAAUGGAGUGAUGAUCGGCUUCCAGACAGAUCCGCAGUGGAAGGAUUGGCCGCACUGGAUUGCCGUGGAAGCAGCAUUUGCUUGCUUCCUGAUAUUAGAGAUUGUGCUGCGCAUGUACCUUCAAGGUGGCCGCACCUUCUUCAGCGGUAAUGAGCUCAUGUGGAACAUGUUUGAUUUGUUCCUUGGCCUGACUGGCGUAACGGACGUGAUUAUCCAAAUCGUGUCGGACAGCAAUGGCGAUGUAUUUGGCACAUCUCUGCUCCGCUUUUGCAGACUGAUCCGCCUAGUACGAAUUGUGAAGGUGUUUCGCCUCAAGGCUAUGAAGGAUUUGCGUCUCAUGGUCAAGGGCCUGAUUGCUGGAGUGAAGACGCUGGUCAUGGCCUUCACAUUGCUCUUCACUGUCCUCUACGUCAUCAGUGGCUUUGCCACCAUGACACUCGGUCAAAGCUUGAGCGACAGCGACGACAUUGCUGUCCGAAGUCUGGCGAAGUUCUUCAACACGAUUCCAUCUUCGAUGUUUACGGCCUUCCGCUGUGCCACUGGUGAGUGCACCGAUGACGAAGGGCAACCUUUACAGUCAAUUCUGGCCAGUGAGUUUGGAGUCUCCUUCAUUUUUUCCUACGUUGCCAGCUAUAUGCUGGUGUCCAUGGGUAUAUUCAACGUGAUUCUGGCGGUGUAUGUGGACAUCACCAUGAAGGCCGCCAAGGAGAAUGAUGCCGUCACAAUUGAGCAGCACUCGAAGGAAUCAAUCAGGAUCGCGCGAAUCACGCGCGAGCUGCUGAAGAAAUUCGCUGGUGCAUUUCGGAUGUACCAAGACAUGGAAGAUGCCAGCGACAAGUGGCAGGAUAUUUCCAACCGGAAGAGCGACGUGAUGUUUACGGAUGGUGACGUCCACGAAGGUAUUGCAAUCACGAAGGAGUUGUUUCUCAUCGUGAUUCAGGACCGUCGCGUUCAGGAUCUCAUGGAUGAGUUGGACCUGCCCCCCGACCGCGCCAAUCUGUUUGAAAUCAUCGAUGCCGACUCGAGCGGCACCUUGCACAUCACGGAGCUCGUCCACGGUCUUUUGAAGAUCCGCGGCGACAUCAACAAGAGUGAUGUGGUGGCCGGGCUGCUGGCCACCAAGGCCUGCUAUGACAAGGUCAGUGAGCUGAAGGAGGAGCACGAAAGCAGCCUUUCCGCGGUUCGCAACGAGCUGGCGGUGCUGCGGUCAGAGCUGCUCGCAGCACGCAGCAGCUGCGCAUCUACCUGUGUCGUGACCGUGACUCCCGAUGACGGCCUGGUGCAGGGCCAGUGCCCACAUCCUCCAUGCUGCUCGAAACCGACGCUGUUGCUGACCGAGGUCCCUCUGAAGCCCCAGCUCAUCCACGAGUGCGACGAUUCACCUGGACCUUGA